AUGAGGGAAGUGUUCCAGUCAGAUAACGGGCAUUGCAACCUAUCACCGCUUGCUAACUUUGUCUGCAUCAUCAUACCAGCACUCAAUAAUCAGCCAGUUAAUCAACAAAAUACAAAUUCAACAAGAGAACUUUUAGCACUACGAAGCGGGGAAUAUAUCAAUUCAAAUAUCACGUUUGAAAGUUUAGUUACAUCUGGAGAGAGUAGUCUCGUACGAGACGAGAUUACAGGACAAGUGACCGGAGUAAGAUUACGCGUUAAUGUGACGUCAGCAGAGGCGUAUUCAUGCAUGUUACAAAGUGGGGAUGAAACAACGAGAAUUACAUCGAUACAAGCUUCAAAUUUGCGUGUAACACCAUUCAAAAAGACGAUACGCGUAGGUUUAGGAGAACCAAUCAGGCUUUUGGGAGAAACACGUAGCAACACUCAUGGUAACGUGAGGUGGAGAAGACUUGGUGCUUCAGAAAACGACUGGAGGACCCACACAUCUACCGUAGAUAUCGAACGAUCGCAGGCGAUCGAUUCGGGACUCUACGAAAUUUUGUUUGAUGAACAAAACCGGGAAAUUCAUAGUGUAUUGGAAGUUAUUGUCAGAGAUUGCCCAGCUGGUUUCUGGGGACGAGGUUGCGAUCAAGAUUGCCCAAACUGCUUGAACGGUGGUAUCUGUGAUGACGUCACUGGGGUGUGUGUCUGCCCUCCUGGGUUUACAGGGCAACUUUGUUCAAACGGUCUUGGAAGAGAUACCUUUGGUCAGCUGGGCCAAUUUCGGUGUAGUGAAGAUAUAGGUAACGUCACAGAUUGCCUAGGAGUUCUUGUAUGCAACGGGCCUCCGUAUGGAUGCUCGUGUGCUGCUGGCUAUAAGGGCGCCCUCUGUAUGCAAGAAUGCGAGGACGGAUAUUUUGGAGCCGAUUGUGACCAGACCUGUCACUGUCUAAACAACGCCCUCUGCGCUGGAGAUACGGGACGUUGUGACCUUGCUGGUGGUUGUGAAGAUGGUUGGGCUGGAGUCAACUGUCAAGAACCCACACCAAGAAUAACGUCAUUCACCGCAUCCCAAUCCAACGGUUCCAACUUCGGCACCACCAUCUCCUUCACCUGUACAGCCACCUUCAACUUCACAGACACAUCGCUCACCCUUCAGGUGUACACCGGUAACCCCGGUGGAAAACAGAUACCCUCUGAAGUCGCCUUGCGUGACGUCACAAAGCAGACCCAGACGACGGUUGUGGAGACAGUGAUCACGCGGGCAGCUCAAGAUUUUGAAUGUCGUCUGUCUGCGGGCGACAAUGUGAAAGAUCAGGCCAUCGUAAAUGUCAAAGGACAUGAACAACCUUCACUAAGUCGACCGCCUACGAUAGGAGUCGUUACCAGUUAUUCGGUAGAACUUACCUGGGAUGCUUGGAAUGCUGCGGUUGAUGCCGGGAGCGGUCCGGUCACGGCGUACAUCGUGCAGUACAGAGAACAUGGCAUUCCCGGUUGGGAAACCGCUGGCAACGUCACAGAAGAACCGUUCACGUAUACAGUGACGCCACUUUCAAGUCUGUCAACCUAUGAUUUUCAAGUGGUUGCGGUUCGUCCCGGUGUGAAUGGGGAAGGUGAACCAACACCUAUAGUAUCAACAACGACUCCGUGUGCAUCACCAGAUCCAAUCCCAACGUUGUCAGUCUCGCCGGUACCAAAUAAUCCGACUUCGCUUCUUGUGUCAUGGGAACUGGAUCCGAAUCGACGAUGCGAUGCGUCAUACUACAUCGUCCAUUAUGACGUCACAAGUUUCGACCAAUGUGCAGAGAGAAGAGCAACAUCGGGGAGUGAAGCCAGCCAAUCAGGCACCUUCAAUACGACCGAAAGAAGUCUGACGUUAAGUGGGCUCGAUGAAUAUUCAACAUACAUCGUAUCUGUGGCGCCGGGGUCAGAAGACAGCGUCGGAGAGAAUAUAACCCGGAUUUCUACUACUCUUGAAGAUAGGCCCACAUCAGCUCCUGCUGCAGUAGAAGUCAUCGACCUUUCAACUAACAGUGUGACCUUGAACUGGGGUCAAGUACCAUGCGGUCAUCGAAAGGGAUUGGUUAGUAACUAUCUGUUGAUGCUUCGAGGAGCGCAUCAAGGAACGCAGAUCGUUUCUGCAUCUCAACAUUCUUACACGUUCCCCGAUCUAUCGGAGUGUGUUAUGUAUAACUUCACAGUAGCGGCUCACAACAUGGCCGGGGUUGGUCCCGAGAGUCCACCUCUACCAAUCGUUAUACCGGCUACAGUUGCACCUGGAUCGGUUCGGAACCUUCGCUUCACCGUUACCCCUACCGAGAUCCACCUCUCCUGGGAACCACCCUUGCAGUCUGCCUGUCAGCUAGAAUACAUAAUCCGCUACACACCUCAGGUCCUGGACCAGUGCAUAGUCCAGCUGGUAGAAGAACCCAUCGUGGCAGGGAACACCAACACGACUACAGAGUUUACCAUUGCUGGACUGGUAUCCUAUUCGACGUACAGCGUCGAAGUUCUGGCGAGGAACAGUAUCGGAUUUGGAGUACCGGAAAAAAGGAACAUCCAAACUGCCGAAUCGGUACCUGAGAAUGUGACCGACCUUGCUGUCGUGGAAACAACUGAAAACAGCAUCUCAUUGGCAUGGGACUUACCCUGUGGUCACACCCAUGGGGGUGUACUUCUAUUCCAUUACGAACUGUCCAAUGAGAACGUGCCUGUAGCUGCGCUUACGGAGGGGGAUUCCCCUAGCAAUGUGACGUCAUUGACGAUCAACAAUCUGGCUUCAUGUACUCCAUAUGAGUUUAGAAUCAGGGCUAAGACGUCGGCCGGGUACGGUCAUUAUGCAAAACUCUACCAUGUACGAACACAAGGAGGAGAACCGGGUAUGAUAGAGACCAUGUUCGUGCAUACCUACGCAUCCAGGCCAUUUGAAGCCGACGUCACGUGGUCACCACCUGAGGUCAACGGAUGUCCCAUCAUUCACUACCGGGUCACGUACGUUCUCACAAACCUCGGUCUGUGCGAGGCGAUCAGCAGCAAUAUGCAGGUGCUUCAGUUUGCUGGGAACACUUCGCAUUGGUUCAUACGAUUGUCGAACCUGGAGCCGUACUCGAGAUACGAAGUUUAUGUCCAAGCAGUCAGCGAUGCCGGUAUGGCCCCAGUUGCAGUGAGAAGUUUCCAAACACAACCUGCAGCCCCGGGACAGGUGCAAUUCAUCGACGUGACAGAACGAACCCAAAGUAGUCUCAAAUUCCGCUGGAACACACUAGAAUGUGGAUACCGCCAUGGACCGGAAGUCAUAUACCACUACCGACUGGAGUCCCCUUCCGGGUUAUACUGGUCCGGUCAGGUUCAUGAUCCUGUAUCCCUAGCCUCAGUGUACGGACUUCUUCCUUGUUUGACUUACUCGUUCUGGGUCCAAGCGGAGACGUCUGCAGGAUUCGGCGAUCCUAGUAACGCACUUUUCGCUGACACUACUGCAUCCCCUCCUGGUCCGGUGACGUCACUCCACCUCCAGUCAAUCAGCUCUGGAGAGAUAAACAUCACAUGGAGCGCUCCGGCAGCUCAGCCGUGUCCGAUUUUCAGCUACGGUCUCCGGUACAUCCCGACCAACACCGACCAGUGUAGUGCAAACGUGAGACGAUUGGCCGCGACAAGGGCUUUAGACGUCGAGACCCAGAGCACUUCUGCCGUAGUUUCAGGGUUGUUGCCGUUCACUACGUAUAGAGUGAUGGUAUGGGCGAGGACGGGGGCACCGAAUGCCGGGCAGGAAGUGAUGUCGACUGUAGUCACCCAACAAGCUCCACCGACUGCCUCACCCACUGUCAAUGAACCAUCAUCAUUUCCACACAAACCUUCCAAACUCAAUGUCUCGUGGGAAGAAGUGCCUUGCGGACAUCGUAGCGGUGAAAUCACCUUCUACGCCUACGAGCUGGAAUCUCUUGAUGACUCUACUCUCAAUUCAAAGACAAGCAAGAUUCCCGCGACAUAUCGUUACGUGACACUGGAUGACCUCGAGCCUUGCGAAGUUUAUCAGUUCCGGGUCAGAGCUCGUACCCGAAAAGGAUGGGGACCGUUCAGCAGUUGGAAGAAACUCACAACAAAUGCAGUUGUAUCAGAUGAGGUUAACAUUGCCCUCGCCGAAACAAGCAGCGAUAAUCCCACUUCAAUCCGUCUAUCUUGGAACGCGCCACCAAACCAGAAAUGUCCAAUUAACCACUACGUUGUGGCCUACCGUCUUGUGCGCCAAGACCGAUGUCUCCUCGACGAUGAUUGGCCGAUGCAUGAGCUAGCCGUACGAGCUGACCAUAGAGAUGUUGAGAUCAAUUCGCUGAUACCAUUUUCAACCUAUGAGCUGAAGGUGUUCGCUGUAACGGAAGCAGGCAACGGAUCCAUGUCUGUGGUUGUUGUGCAGACGGGAGAAACGAUACCGACUGAAGCACCAGACGCAAUCUCCGUCGACCUUGUAACGUCACGGGAAAUCGAGUUCUCCUGGCGGGAGCCCCCAUGCGGUACUAGACACGGUGACAUCGUCCACUACGAGUAUCAACUCCUCGAUACGAACACCAAUCACACCUUGACGGCGACGACUACCGAGACUGUUGUACAGAUCGGUUUUCUUACGCCUUACACUGAGUAUCAGUUCUCUGUGAGAGCUUCCUCGUUGAAAGGCUACGGUCCAUUCUCAGAGCAGAUUUUGGCAUCAACUCUUGUUGCACCACCACCAAAACCGACUGGUUUGGUAGUUCUUGGGAUAGGGGAUACCAGUGUUACCCUUCAGUGGAUGCGACCUGAUCCACCACAUGGUAUCAUUACGGAGUACAAGCUUCAGUACUGGAGACAGAACGAGCAGCAAUCAAACUACAGUAUUGAGGUCACCAUUAGAUCUGAAGAUGCGAUUGUGAAUGGCACCCUCUUCGGUCUAAGUCCGUAUACUGCUUACGUCAUAAAGAUCCGAGGGGUUACAAGUGCAGGUCCGGGAGAUUGGAGCGAUGAGAUCAAUGUCGGGACCAGCGAAGGACUUCCUGGACCGGUUACUGAGUUACAGGUCCUAAACAGAACAUUGGAUUCUAUCGAAUUACGUUGGGAGGCUCCCAAACAAAUCAACGGUGAAUUACUCGGAUAUACAAUUUCUUACGAGCCUGUUGCCAAAAGCGACCCCAAAGAUGGCAACUUUUCGUCCCACCGGCCUGUGAUGGACAUAGAUAGCUCCAACUUGGCUCACAUUCUCAUAUCCGAGCUCGAUCCCGCAACCGAGUAUAUCUUCCGAAUUUCAGCCAACAACCGGGUCGGUGACGGGACUGCCCUCGUCAUCACAGAGUUUACCAAAGUUCCAGCACCUAUCAGUCCUAAAGCACCUUCUGUAUCGUCGACAGUCACAGAAGACAACAUGGUUACUAUACAGCUACAGCCAAUCACAGAUAGCCUGGUCAAUGCCUAUCGGGUAACCGUCAAACGUAUGAACGAGGUGGCUAAACGUUCAGCGGACUACGGUGAUUGGGCCAUGCGCCCGGUCUACCCCGGCCAUUACACGGACUCACCUUAUCAUUGGAUAGCUGCAGAGUUUGGACAAGGGGAACUCCCUAAUGUUUUCACAGUGGGUGAUAAUAGGACCUACGGGGGGUACCACAAUGCCCCCUUGGCUCCCGGAAGCUCUUAUGGAAUUAGCAUGUGCAGCGUCAGCAGGACCACAAGAGACAUGGCAUCAAGUUGCAGUCAACCUAUCGAAGUGAAAGCCAAUCCGAACCCGACAUCGUUGUCGAAUGCGACUGUCUUUCCCAAUGAAUUAAAGGCUGCCCUCGGCGUCAUCUUACUUGUGGUCAUGGUCGCUGUCCUCAUCGUAGCCGUGAUCAGAAGAAGGAAACGACUUCAUACAACUCGUCCCAAAGAAGGCAUCGGUCUGUCUGCUUUAGAAAGCGGUGGGGAGAACGGUGGAUCCAUGUCUAACGGAGCCAGCACAACGUUGCCCGCCCUCUCACGGUCAACAGGUGUAUACAAGGCAAAACCAAGAGGACUAUCAGUAAAUGCCAUCCAAAAUGGUCAGAAUGGACACGGUAUCAAGCGGGGUAAUGGCGCCAUGAGGCAACGCCCAAAGACCGCUCCAAAACCAUCAAAUCCUAGCUCAACCAGGGCAAGAUGGCAGGCGCCACCAGCAGUCAAGAUAGUGGAGUUAUCAAGCUAUGUCAAGGAGAAGACUGCCAAUGGCGAGAUGUGUUUCAAACUUGAUUAUGAGCGGCUUCCUGAUGGUCAGAUGUACACGUGGGAAGUAGCAACAAGACAAGAAAAUGUCUCCAAGAACAGAUAUAUCAACAUCAUUCCAUAUGACCAUUCCCGAGUUAUACUGGAUACAGAUCUAGAUGCUCCACACGAAGAUUAUAUCAAUGCUUCAUUCGUCAGUGGUUAUCUGAGACCAAAGGCCUAUAUUGCGACACAAGGUCCUCUGUCGACGUCUGUGUUUGAUUUCUGGAGAAUGGUCUGGCAAGAGAGAGUUCCAGUUAUUGUCAUGCUCACAAAACUAGUAGAAAAUAAAAAGAGAAAGUGCGACCCAUAUUGGCCUGAAGACAUUGAGACUUAUGGUGAUUUCACGAUAGCAGUAGUAGCUGAGAGGAAUUAUCACAACUACACUGAAAGAACUCUGACGAUUAGAAAGGCAUGGGAUCCAGAGGAGAGACGUGUACAACACUUUCACUACACUUCUUGGCCUGACAUGGGACUUCCCCUCAGUGCCACGCCCCUCCUGGAGUUCAUCACCCAGGUCAAGGAGUUUGAAGCCAAGCCUAGCGGACCAACCAUUGUCCAUUGCAGUGCUGGUGUUGGCCGUACUGGUACGUACAUCACGAUUGAUUCUAUGAUGGAUAUGGCAGCCAGAGAACAACAAGUCAAUGUGCUUGAUUUCAUCUAUAGAAUGAGGACCAAGAGGGUCAAAAUGGUCCAAACACCAGAGCAAUACGUGUUCAUCUACGAGGCACUCCUUGAGUGUCUGCUUUGUGGCUACACAUCUGUACCUACCAAGAGUAUUGUACCUUACUUCACCAAACUCGAACAAACCAACCUACAUACAAAGAGAACCUUCCUCGAGGAACACCUUCGUGCUCUAGAUGCAAUGUCAAUAUUCUACAGUGAUAUGAGUAUGCAAGCUGGCAAGAGUGCUGAGAAUCAUCACAAGAAUAGAUAUCCAGAUAUCAUACCUCUUGACAAGUAUCGACCAUACUUAAUGACAGGCUGUGGAGAAGGACAAACAAACUACGUCAACGCAACGUUUUUAGAUGGGUUCAGCAGACGUGAUAUGUACAUGGCAACUCAGAUGCCCCUCCCUCAUACCAUCGAAGAUUUCUGGAGGAUGAUUUAUGAUUACAACUCUAAUGUCAUUGUCAUGCUUAAUGAUAUCAACAAGAACGAUCAGACGUGUGCUCAGUACUGGCCUGCUGGGGACGAGUCUCUGAUUGGUCCAUUCGUCAUUGAUGUUUCAGCAGAGGAGAGGGAAGGUGACGUCAUCAUUAGGACAUUCCUCCUGUCCAAUACGAACACGGUAGCCACUGAGAGUUCGAGAGUGAUCCGUCAAUACAGCUUCGUAGGCUGGAAAGAGAGGCAGAAGUAUCCUAAGAGUCUAUCAUCUCUUCUAUGUCUCCUGGAGCUAGUCGAGGCUGGUCAGAGGGAUGUGGGCAAUGGACCUAUUACUGUACACUGCAUGGAUGGUGCAACACGGAGUGGUCUUUUCUGUGCUAUCAUGUCAACGAUCAGUAAGCUGAAAACAGAAGGUAACAUUGAUGUCUUCCAUGCUGUCAAGAAGCUUAGGAAGUGCAGUGGAAGGAUGGUUCCAACAGAGGAGCAAUAUUUGUACAUUCACGACGUUGUCCGGGAGUAUCUUGCAUCAUGCGAAAUCUAUGAAAACUUCAGGUAGAUCCACCAGGAAUUCCAAUAAAAACUCUGUAUUAUCGGAGAUGUUGCAAAGACACAAAAGACUUGGUAUAAAUCAAGAGAAUUGACAGAGAGCCCUAUUUUUUCUGAAAAGAAGUGAUGAAGAUCGGAUCGCCAGGACUAUAAUGACACAUAAGUGGACAAGUAGAACCGAUGAGAAGUGCCACUGAAGAUAUCAUAUUCGAAUCUUCGAGGAGUUUGUUUUAAACCUUUCCAAAGGUAUACAAGCAUCAAGGCUGAUGCAUCCUCUUCUGAAUUUGUGAUGGUUUUAGUUAGAGCAACGUAAUUGAAUGCGAGGAAGAAAAUAAGCUGCAUUAAACUUAGGACCAUUCAGUGGAUAGAACUUUAUAUCGAUGAUAAACGACGAUAAUCAUGGGACCGGUUAUUAGUCGAUAGAACAUUAUAUGCUACCCAGGGUGUGUAUGCAUCCAAGGAGACAGUCUCUGGUGUGAUCAAGUUUGGAGGCAUCGCAAUCAUCAAUUUUCAACAGACAUCGAGGAUCGUAGCUGAUUUUUAAAAUGAACGUAGCUUAUUCUUUUAUUGGCCGUCUGUAAUUUCCAGAGUUUUGGAGUGAAACCAGCUUAAUAGAAUGGGGACAAAGUGGCUUUGUGCCGAAGUAAAAUAGUAAGAAAAACACCUGUGACGGAGACGAAACGUUUGGUUGAAAGCCAGUUCUUCUUUUUCAAAGCACUUGUUUACAUUACUGUAUACUCCACACGGAUGUGUUCAACUUAAUCUUCAGUGUUAGGUAACAUUAUUUUGGUUUUCUACACGAAAUUUGUUACGACGACAUCAGAAUUAACGUUGAUAGUAAACUCAAUUCAAAACACGUAAGUGUAUUGUAACGGGCAUACGGUACAUAUUGUCGAUAUUGCUAUAACUUCAACAUCUUUAUAACAGCGAUGUAUUAUUUUGUUUACCAGCGCACUGUGAGAUAUCAAAAUACGUUGGCCAAGAUGAAACCUGUGCUUGAAUGCAAACUCAUUUUCUUCAAAAUACAACUUAAAACAUUAUCAAAGUGGCCGACUGUAUAUUUUGUACCGAUACAUGAUUCUGUACGCUUUUUUAUGACAGCAACAACGUCAAAGUGAAUGUUGAUAUUCCAUUCACAACACAUAGCUCUACGCCUUAUUUAUUAAUGACUGUAUUAUGUCAUUAAUACAGUUACAUAAUCAAGUAUACAAUUAACGUGAUCAAUAUUUACAGUGAAAAUGAAUAAAGGCAUCAAUGAUUAUAAAUCGUUCAGUAUUUUGGAAGAAGAAGAGGAAGAAGUUCUAAGAAGAAAAAAAGAAGAAAUAUAAGAAAAACGGAGGAGGAGGAGGGAGAGGAAGAAGAAGAACCGAAAUAGAGCAAUACAAUAUAUUAUCGAUAUACAAAUAUGAUUUUGUUUGUAGAAAGAGGAAAAUAAAUGUAGCUGAUAUUCUCCUGGUAUGAGAAUAAUGUGUAAAUUAUGUAAACGUUAUGUAUCAAUGCAGUGUGACGUAAUAAUUAGAAUUUUGUUUAUUGAUAUGUUGGAUGCACAAUAUCGACCAAAUAUUUUAGAUAAGAUGCAAUGAAGCAGUGUAAAUAAUACAUCAUGUGCAAUGGAACAGAAAACGAUCUAUAAUAUUUUGUAAAAUAUCUGUUGAGAUCUGUUGAGUAUUGUAGAAAAAAACAUGCCUAGAUAAAAGUCAUUUAAUAUUUGUUUAAUUUAAUGAUUUUGAGAAAUGUAUAUAAAUGAAGUCGGUCUAGGAAUGUCCUAUAUGUAUUCCAAGAUGUAAUCUUUCAAAAUCAUUGGAGACAUGUGGAAAGAACCUGUUUGUAAUCUUAAUACUUAAUAUAAUUGUUACGUAACCAAGAUAACAUAAAAUAGAGAAGCAAUUUAUAAACGCUUGUUAUUUAUAUUUAGUAUGUUAUUUAAAAUAAUUUGAGUGGUGCUAUAUGGAUAACUCCACAUAGACCAAAGUCAAAUGAUGUUUUGAAAGAAAGACAAUCAAAUAGUAUGUGCCUUAUUGCAAACAUCAUACUUUCAAGUGCCUCUACUCUUCUAGGUUGCGCAUGCGCGGCUAGUUAACGUUUAAUAUUUAAAUCUGAUAAGAAUACGCAGAACACUGUUUGAUAUGAAGUGCAAUUCAAAUGUACAGUCGUCUUUGUCAUUGUAUUUUUAUGAUGAUGAAAUCAAUAAAACAAAAAAUAUCAA
Molecule: messenger RNA, 10074 nt
Organism: Lytechinus variegatus (green sea urchin)
Lineage: Eukaryota; Metazoa; Echinodermata; Echinoidea; Temnopleuroida; Toxopneustidae
Product: tyrosine-protein phosphatase Lar-like
Exons: 46
Coding region: 1-7878 (2625 amino acids)
Biological process (GO): protein dephosphorylation
Molecular function (GO): protein tyrosine phosphatase activity; protein binding
Source: RefSeq, a predicted model, not a curated record